GUAUGGAGGAAGGUAGAAACAUUCGUGAACCCCUUUUAAAGAGAGAAGGAGACGCAAACGAUGAAAUCGAAAGAUCAGGGAAAUCUGUGUUACAGUUGGCAAUUGAGGAAAAGGCAGAUAGAAAAACAAUUGAAUCGGUUAUCAGAUCUGGAGCAGAUAUAAAUCUUCAAGAUAGUUUUGGAAAUACGCCAAUGAUUAGUUUGACGUCUGUUGACCAACUGUAUGGUUUCAUAGAUGCAGGCAUUCCAGUUGAGGAGAUCGAGCAAAAAUACAAAUUCUCUACUUUAAAGUUUGUUUUGAAUUCCCCUCAUAAAUCCGAAGAUGUACAAUUCUUCCUGGAAAGAGGAGCAAAUGUCCAUUUUUACAAGGACGUAAAGGAUGGCGAUGGUUCUUUACUAAUUCAAGCUGUACAAAGCAUGUUUCUGGAACAGGACGAUGUAAGGAUUCUAGUAGAACAUGGUGCUGAUCCUCACCAAACAGACAGUUCAGGGUUAACAGCACUUCAACUGAUAUGCAGAAACAGAAAAUGUGCAUAUGACGGCGUCCUUUACCUUCUGGAACGGGGAGUUAGCCCAGACGGAUGUUUGCUGAAUGUUAUUGAAAACGUUUCGAAUUCUGAGAACAAAACCCAUCUUGUAAAACGACUGCUUGAACGUGGUGCUGAUCCAGACGAAGAGGCUAAAAAUAAGAAGUCAAUUCUAACCGUUGCUAUCAAAUACAAUCUGACUGAAAUAAUACAAGAACUUAUGUCCCAUAGAGCCGAUACCAAUUUCGAAGAUGAAAAUGGGGUUAGUUCUUUAGCAUUCGCAAUUCAACAUGAUACAAGAGACAAUGAAAUAAGAUUUUUAAGAUCACUACUGAAAAAUCCUGCACAUGUCCUGAAAUGUUGUUUCAUGACCCAAAUUAAUUAUUUUGCUAUGAGGAGCAGCCAGAUAAUUCCAGAUGAAUCAUUUUCAACGCACGACAGAUUUUAUCGCCAGAUCGACAUAACUGGAAUUUUUCAUCUCCUUGUCGCAGGAGCAGACUUUAUUAUUGACACAACUUUAUUCAGAGAUUUGGACCUGAAGUGUUUUCUACAAUAUGGACUUUAUGAACUUGUACUACUUCUUAUGGAGUGUGGAUUCAAUAUACCAAACACUGUCUCUGAGUUAGAAGACAUGGACAACGAGCUAUAUUUUUUUCCAGAGAACACGUACAUGGAUGAAGAUAUAACGCUCUUGAAUGAAGAAAUGUAUCAUGUACAUGUGUCCAAAGAAAAAAAGUCGAACUUAUUAGCCCUAUUAGAAAAAGGAAAAAGAGAGCCAAAAACCUUACAACACCAGUGCAGGACCAGAAUUCGCAGAGAACUUGCAGUUCAUGGUCAAAGUAUUGUGCCUCUCAUUGAAGAUUUACCAAUAACAGAUAUAUUGAAGUCUUUUAUGAAGUUUAAGCAUAUUCGGACACCUUUAAUAGAAAAUGUGUCUGUGGAUAUCUUUUAUAGACAUCUCUUAUUUUCUGACGUUGAAGAUGAAGAAGAUGAUCCAUAUCAUGACAACGAUUAGAUUGUAAAUAUGUUUUCGAUUGUGAUGAUCAUUUCCACAACAACGUCGACAUUUUUACACAGAACAGAUUCAUUCUAAACGUCGAGACUAAUGAACUUUAACAACUUUUAUGGAGACAAGUAAAAUCAGAAGAAUGUAAAAUAGGAAUUUUAAACCUUUGAAAUGAUUCACUCGCAAUCAUUGUGGUUUUUUUUGUUAUUCACGCGUGGCUCUCAGAUUUUAUUGCCAUUUGUAAUUUAUAACUGGGCUUCAGUCAGUGUGAUAUUCACUUCCUCUUAGAAACGUUUGUAACAAGUCUCACAGCAGAAAACCUGUUACAGCCAUCAUGUUGCUGUCUUUUAAAAUGCAUCACUGCUCCCUAUACAUAGUUGCGAAAUCUAUCAACUCCAUAUAAUAUGACCUGCAUAUUUUUCUUAGUGUUGGCUAAGUCUCUUUUUUCGUACUCGCAAAGGUUUUACUUGCGUGUAGAGGGUAUAAAUUGGUGUGCAUAAUAAAAUAACUACCCAAAUAAAUAACUAGUUAGGUCAAAAGGCCAGACGCUCACUGUCAUUUACUAACUUCUGAAUCUGUCGCACCCUUGUUAGAUUGAUUUAAAUGGUUGAAUAACAAAUAUAAAAUGUACUGUUAUAAACUGAUGUAUUUUCUAUAUGGGGCAUUCCCCGUGUAUGUGCUACAUGUGUUAUAUAUAUAUAUAUAUAUAUAUAUAUAUAUAUAUAUAUAUAUAUAUAUAUAUAUAUAUAUAUAUAUAUAUAUAUAACACAAUGUCAUAACUUAUGUAUGUUCACAUGAGGACGGACGUUAAAAUCCAGAACGCGCUAGUGGAUA
Magallana angulata is the source of this 2366-nucleotide messenger RNA. RefSeq lists its product as uncharacterized. The record is from RefSeq and is a predicted model, not a curated record. The coding region runs from base 3 to 1541 and encodes 512 amino acids. The transcript has 6 exons. Lineage: Eukaryota; Metazoa; Mollusca; Bivalvia; Ostreida; Ostreidae. Gene Ontology annotation, molecular function: protein binding.